UGGUGACUUAUUAUAUGGAGAUGGCCGCGCUUGCCCCGCUGCCCCCACUGCCCCCCCAGUUUAAGAGCAUACAGCAUCAUCUGAGGACGGCGCAGGAGCAUGACAAGAGGGACCCUGUGGUGGCCUAUUAUUGUCGCUUAUAUGCAGUGCAGACUGGAAUGAAGAUUGAUAGUAAAACUCCUGAAUGUCGUAAAUUUUUAUCGAAACUAAUGGAUCAGUUAGAAGCUCUUAAAAAACAGUUGGGUGAUAAUGAAGCUGUUACUCAAGAAAUAGUUGGUUGUGCCCAUUUGGAAAAUUAUGCUUUGAAAAUGUUUUUGUAUGCAGAUAAUGAAGAUCGUGCUGGGCGAUUUCAUAAAAACAUGAUCAAGUCCUUCUAUACUGCAAGUCUUUUAAUAGAUGUCAUAACAGUAUUUGGAGAACUCACUGAUGAAAAUGUAAAACACAGAAAGUAUGCAAGGUGGAAGGCAACAUAUAUCCAUAAUUGUUUAAAGAACGGUGAGACUCCUCAAGCAGGACCUGUUGGAAUUGAUGAAGAAGAUAAUGAUGUUGAAGAAAAUGAAGACGCUGGAGCAGCCUCUCUGCCCACUCCACCGCUGCAGCCAUCCUCUUCUUCAACGUAUGACCCAAGCAGCCUGCCGUCAAGCAGCUACACUGGGAUACAGAUUCCUCCCGGCGCACACGCUCCAGCUAAUACACCGGCAGAAGUGCCUCACAGCACAGGUGUAACAAGUAAUACUAUCCAACCUACUCCACAGACUAUUCCAGCCAUUGAUCCGGCACUUUUCAAUACAGUUUCCCAGGGGGACAUUCGUCUAACACCUGAGGAUUUUGCUAGAGCUCAGAAAUACUGCAAAUAUGCUGGCAGUGCUUUGCAGUAUGAAGAUGUGAGCACAGCUGUGCAGAAUCUACAGAAGGCUCUCAAGUUGCUGACGACAGGCAGAGAAUGAAGAACGAAACCUUUGUACAAUAGAGUCGUGUAUUUGGAGCCUAAAGAAAUAACAGGCGGCUGCUCUCUCUUCAGCCUCUCAAGAGCA
Chrysochloris asiatica (Cape golden mole) is the source of this 1034-nucleotide messenger RNA. It is a transcript of the gene VTA1, whose product is annotated as vesicle (multivesicular body) trafficking 1. Gene Ontology annotation, biological process: late endosome to vacuole transport via multivesicular body sorting pathway. Bases 15 to 947 code for a protein of 310 amino acids. NCBI's taxonomy places the organism in Eukaryota, Metazoa, Chordata, Mammalia, Afrosoricida, Chrysochloridae. The record is from RefSeq and is a predicted model, not a curated record. The transcript is spliced from 8 exons. Gene Ontology annotation, cellular component: multivesicular body.